CAAGGACUUUGACCAGGUCCCACCCGUCACAUGGCGAAGCGCCGAGGGGUCACACCCCCCCAUCUGAUCGAAUCUCUCCGGUUCAAUCGAGCCAAAUCGGUCCCAACCAAACCGGCAGGACCACCUCCUGUGUAGUAUCGCAGCAGGAGUUCCCCAGUUCACUGUUCCUACGUGCUCUUCUUUAUAACCCUGUAUGGAUCUUGGCCCCCCUUCCACACCAUCACCACCGUCACGUACACUUGGAUCGCCCCCUCCCCCUCCCCAAAACCCAGAUUCCAAGCUUGCAGUGGGCUUUACACUGGCACUUCCGCGGUUCCCGAGAGAAGAAACAAUGAAGAUCUUCGACUGGAUGCAUCGCAAGUUGCACCCUUGUAGCGUCAAGUACGCCCAGGUUUCGCAGAAGCGAGAUGUUUUGGGCGAAGACGACGAGGAGAAACGGGAGGUGUUGUUCGAAGGCGUGAUGGAGAAGGAAGCGCUACUGCUUCAUGAUGUCCUCAAUGGCAUUCUCACCAUCGGCACGCUGGGCCACCAGGACAGCUUUGUUUCUCAGCCCUAUCCUGCCCGGGAAGAUGAACUCCUACAGGAGGAGGAAGAGAAUGUGGAGGACGAGGAAAAGGAAGAAGUAAAGGAAGCUGCACCGGCCGUGGCGGCGGCGCGUGAGCCCUUGCCCGCCAUUGUCAUCGAGUCGUUCAAGUUCAAGCUACCGGUCGAAGCCGAGGUGAACAGGAUGGAGAUGGCGGUGCAAGACGUAGAGGAAGCCGAGAAAAUCCAGGAGCUGCCACUACUGAAGGAGGACAAGGAGAAAAGGGAGCGUGGAAGGACGACGCUCGCCGACCUGUUUGCUGCCGACGCUUUUGUGGUGAACGAUCCGGCCGAGAAUGACAUCAAGCGAGCCAAUGAUAUCGUCAAGCAACAAGCCAAUCCGGAGAGGAAGAAGGCGCAGAGGGAUAAGAAAGAAGAGAAGCGGACACCGACCACCACCAAAGCCAUCACCAACCCCAACAGGAAGCUACAGAAGCUGAUGACGAAGAUGCUGAAGAAGAAGAUACAUCCGGAGAUGGCAUCAGCGGACACGCAAACUAAGGAGAGAAACAAAGAGGUCUCCGACGGAACCGGGAGCAGAAUCUACUGAAAUGGUGCGAGUCUGAUGCUCGAAUUAGCAGUGCACUGAGUUCGUGACGGAGAUCGUUGAUCAUCCACUCUAGCCGAGUAUUAAUCGUAUCCAUCAUCGUAGUAAAUGAUGCCAAAGUGAAGCAGGAAUUAUGUGUGACAUAUUGUGGUACUUUUGUGUUAUUUUUAUUUUCCAGCUCAAUAAAUUGUAUCAUUGUUGUAUCCGUCGCUUCAAUUUCGUAUGACAAUUUAGAGAAGAGGAGGUGAGAAAUUAAUAUUUGUUUUUAGCUUUA
Musa acuminata subsp. malaccensis (wild Malaysian banana) is the source of this 1403-nucleotide messenger RNA. Its product is annotated as protein TILLER ANGLE CONTROL 1-like. Gene Ontology annotation, biological process: morphogenesis of a branching structure. NCBI's taxonomy places the organism in Eukaryota, Viridiplantae, Streptophyta, Magnoliopsida, Zingiberales, Musaceae. The record is from RefSeq and is a predicted model, not a curated record.